AUGAACGCCAUCAACGGGGGUAGUUCCUACCACAACCCUUCUCAGAUGUCUCUUCUAGAUAUUUUCUUCCCCGGUCUCAGUAUGGUCUCUGCUUCCGCACAGCAGCUCUUUGCCGGUAACCUGGACAGCUACACUCGACUUCUUUGUACUGUGGGGAUGUUCGUCCUCUUCACCCGCUAUGCAGUCCGCUACGUCGGGGAGCUAGUGAGAAGCUACUUCACUUCGACAAUCCAUGUCUCAUAUUAUGACGAAGCGUACGACAUGCUAGUCGAUUGGAUAGCUCACCAACCGUUUGUCCGCAACGCUCACUCAAUAAUCGCUCGUGUUAGAUCUCCACAGCGAACAACCAUCCAAAACCAAGUAAAGAAAAAGCCUUUGACCUUUUCGCCUUGGGAUGGAUCUUUCCCUUUCUGGUAUAAGGGACACCUGCUCAUACUUCACUGUGCCGUCAAAGACCACCGAGAAGACAUCUACAUCUCCUCCAUUGGCCUUUAUCCAAACAUUCUCAAAGAGCUCGUUGAAGAAUGUCGAGGAAAUUAUCUUAAUAAUAUUGACAAAAAGAUCACUGUCUUUGAGCACCGCGAAGGGGACUGGAAGAAAACCAGGUUGAGACCAGUUCGGCCCGUCUCUACAGUCAUCAUGGACAAGCAAGACUUUCUGGAUGAGGAUACUCAAAAGUGGUACGCCGACCGCGGAAUUCCCUACCAGCGUGGGUACCUUUUAUAUGGACCUCCUGGAACCGGAAAAUCCAGCUUCAGUCUGUCCCUGGCCGGGGAAUUUGAACUGGAUAUUUAUACGCUUCAACUGUCAGGGAUUUCUGACAGCAAGCUGAUGAAGCUAUUUUCUGAGCUUCCGCCGCAUUGCAUCGUUCUCCUAGAGGACGUGGACGCCGCUGGGAUGGGGCGUAGGGACGACACCGAUACAGACCAAGAGAACAAGUCAACCUCUGCAGUCACCCUAUCCGGUCUUCUGAAUGUUCUUGAUGGUGUAUCGCCUCAAGAAGGUCGGGUGCUUGUUAUGACGACCAAUCAUAUCGAACAUCUGGAUGAAGCACUCAUUCGGCCUGGCCGCGCAGACAAGAAAGUGUAUUUCCAGCUUGCUGAUAAGAAGAUUUCCACUCAACUUUUUCACACGGUCUUCAAGCAGACAGCAGACCAUAAGGAAUCAAAGCAUGAAUUCGGUGAUGAGACGACUGAGAGACUUGCCAACGACUUUGCUUCCAAGGUGCCAGACCAAGUUUUCAGUCCAGCUGAAGUUUUGUCGUUCCUAUUGGAGCAGAAGAACUCGCCUUUUGGCGCUGUGACUAGUGUUGAAAAAUGGGUAGCGAAGACAAAGGCCGGGAGCCAACUGAAGAGAGAGGGCUCCUAG
Molecule: messenger RNA, 1368 nt
Organism: Penicillium samsonianum
Lineage: Eukaryota; Fungi; Ascomycota; Eurotiomycetes; Eurotiales; Aspergillaceae
Product: BCS1 and AAA domain-containing protein
Exons: 3
Coding region: 1-1368 (455 amino acids)
Biological process (GO): protein insertion into mitochondrial inner membrane from matrix; mitochondrial respiratory chain complex III assembly
Cellular component (GO): mitochondrial inner membrane
Molecular function (GO): ATP hydrolysis activity; ATP binding
Source: RefSeq, a predicted model, not a curated record